AAUCAGAUUUUCAGAUUUUCAGUUUUACAAUUAUAUUAUAUUAAUAUUUUUAUCGCAAGAUUAUUACGUCUAUUUGAGCAUAUAGACAAUGGAACUUAAGACAAUUUUCAGAAUCGUAGAGCUGGUAAUAUGUGUCGUGCUCUUGGUCCUUUGGUAUGCGUUGAGCGCAUACGCUUCCCGGGUUAUGAUCGUAUGUGGCACCAUUUUCGGUUUCACCAUAAUAACGGCGGUGCUGGUGGCACUUGAGUUCAUGGAAUUCAAUCAGGUGGCGGUGUUCUUGAUCAUUGGCGCCAUUUUGUCUCUCAUCUGUGGUGGAUUGACUAUUGCAUAUCUGCCGGAAUAUGGCGAUGGACGGUUGACUUAUUUUAUUGCAACUGGUCUCUUCAUUGCUAAUGGCGUCAUCUUUUUAAUCGAUUUCAUUAUGGAAUUGAAAAAAUGAAGUCCAGAAGAAAAGAAUCUGUUCGACUAUUGAAUCAGUCGGGCGAUGCCAAAUUGUAAAGAAUGUAAAUUAUAUUGAAACAUGCAUGAAUAUAUUGAUAUAUU
Molecule: messenger RNA, 543 nt
Organism: Bactrocera latifrons
Lineage: Eukaryota; Metazoa; Arthropoda; Insecta; Diptera; Tephritidae
Exons: 4
Coding region: 89-439 (116 amino acids)
Source: RefSeq, a predicted model, not a curated record